CAGACUACAAAGACAGAUGUCAGAUGAAGCCAAGCUGUCAUGACACAAUGUCACUAAAUGUUGUAGCCUACAACAAAGCAACUCAACUUUCCUCCAGAGAUAAUAAUUUCUAUCAAGUCCACUGACAACUACAUGUACUGUAGCGACGACACCAUCAGCAGCAGCAACACCCGAGUGCUUUGUGUCGGGGUUUGCUAUAAAAAAUUCCAGAAUCUGCUUCAUUCAGCGAACAGCUUCCAUUGAGUUUCCUGCAGACGACAGACGAUGCUCCCCACAGACUGGGUCCUGUUGAGGGCAGACGACUGUUACCUGUCUGGUUACCUGUUGUGAGAGAGGACAGUCGCUGUAGCUGCUGAAGACAAUGGGCAGGCGUAAAAAGAAGGCAGCUGUUGGUAGAGGAGGUUCAAGGAAAGUCGAAGGUUACCGGCACCACGUGACUGAUGCUGAGGCUGCUUGUCUUACAGACCCAGGUAACGCACGCCGACUCCAGGAGGUCAGGACUCAGUCAGGUGCUGAUGUACAGGUUGACCCCAACCCAUCCUCCGUACCUGACAGGAAGACUGUCAUCAUUAAGGGUGACCUGAGACAGAUCGACGAUGCUGUCAGGCUCCUCAAUCACAUGACUGCCUCGCAGGAAGAUAUUUUACAGCGAGCUCAGGAGUUUUGGUUGAAAUGGGUUGAGGCCGCCUUCCCUGACUUUGCCUCUCGCGCCUACUUCCUGCCUCCUGUCUACUUCAACCGCGUGCCCAUGACUAGACAGACCAUUGCUGGUCAGGAUGUUCUGGUCCUGCAGAAACCAUCUGGACAGGCCAGUCAGUCUUGCAAAGUAGCGGUGAAUCCAUCUCCUGGUGUUCCAAGUUCCAUUCCACAACCUACUUCAGUUCAGGACAGUGAUGUUAGAGAUGAUGCUGCCAUGCAGCACAUUCUCCUUUGUCUGCAGGAAAUGUCUCAACAGAACAGCGAAGUGUUUGUCGCAAUGAGUCAACUUCAGUUCGGGGAGUACCUGGGAGAACCUUGUUAUUCUGCUGCAGCAGCCCAGGUGCCCUCAGCUACAAGUCUUCCUCCGUCUCUGCCGAAAAACUGGGACAAGGGCGACUUUGAUGUGCUUCUUAUUCACAGGAAGUACGGUUUAGUCGUCUGUGAGGUGAAGGCUGUUGGUGACAAUGUAGGAGAGCUUGGUCUGUCACAGCAAGACAUGCAAAACAACAUCCGAAAGAAAGUAAAGCAGGCCAUCGUUCAGCUGGAUAAGGCGGAAGCCAUGUUGUCUCACCUGGUGUCCGACAUCGCUUCCGGUCUGCGCAUCACUAAGACCAUCGCUUUCCCCAACCUCACGGCUCGUCAGGUAAAGAAGGCCAUCUCUGUUGACAAACAACUCACUCAGGACCUGUGUCGCUGCCUUGGAAAGCCACGUACAAGAGAUGCCGCCGAUGCGGCUGGUCUUUGUUUGACCUCUGAUCAGUUGUCUGACCCCAAGACCCCGUGGGACGUCAGUAGUCACGUGCUGAGGGAACUCGGACACUGGUGGCAGCGACGUGUGGCUGGGGCUGGACCUGACAGUCACAUGACACUUGAUGUUUACCAGGCAUUAAUAGCAAGCAACCCUCAACAUUAGCUGUUCAGUCGUCAAGUAUUUCUAUCUUGCAAAGAUCGUAUACAUACUUGUGACCCUACUUGACCUCGGCGUACGUUUGGACAUGAACAUUGACCUGUUAAGGGUCAUGAACUUUGUGGAUGCAUCAUGGACUGUAGUUAACCCAU
Messenger RNA from Pomacea canaliculata, 1758 nucleotides. RefSeq lists its product as uncharacterized. Lineage: Eukaryota; Metazoa; Mollusca; Gastropoda; Architaenioglossa; Ampullariidae. The transcript has 7 exons. Gene Ontology annotation, molecular function: RNA binding. The record is from RefSeq and is a predicted model, not a curated record. The coding region runs from base 362 to 1612 and encodes 416 amino acids.